GCGGCACAGGCGGAUAUCUUCGUGCUUUUAGCAGCAGCAGUUUGUGGAGUUGGAGUCGGAGGGUGGAGGAGUGCGGAGCAGACUGCGUGAUUCUCUCUGUCCUGAUCGCUUUGAGCCGGAUCGAUCACAGCUGAUCAGAUGGGAUCGAUGGAUUAGAGAUAUGGCGUGUGUGUGCGUGUGGCUGGCGUGUGUGUGUCUGCUGAGCGUGCGUGUUGAGGCUCAUGAUGGAUUGGAUAGAAGCAGUGACUACGCCCACCUGGAGCAGCAUCACCAUCAUGUGGUGUCCACCAGCGACACAACCUCAGAUCUGUGCGCGAUAGACCAGCAGCUCUGCGAGGACGAGAACUCCCUGCUGAGCUUCGAGGCGAUCCGCAGCAUCCACAAGCUGAUGGACGACGACGCCGACGGCACGGUGGACGCGACCGAGACGGACGAGUUUCUCAGGGAGGAUCUGAAGGAUCACAACCCCAAAGCCAAACACAGCAGCUUCCACCGAGCCGACGCCCACAUCAGCGUGGAGGACAUGUGGAACGCCUGGAAGGGCUCUGAAGUCUACAACUGGACGGUGCAGCAGGUGGAGGACUGGCUGCUCGCCAGCGUCGAGCUGCCUCAGUACAGCGAAAGCUUCAGGAGACACCAGCUGGAUGGCCAAGCCCUGCCCAGGUUGGCGGUGAAGAACGCCACCCUGACCGUGUCUGUGCUGAAGAUUUUAGACCGGAGUCACGCUCAGAAGCUGCAGCUCAAAGCUCUCGACAUCGUGCUGUUCGGACCGCCGCCAGGCCGGCAGAGCCGCUGGAAGGACCUGGUGCUGGGUCUGUCCAUCCUGAUGGCGCUUGGCGGCUGCUGGUUCGCCUACGCCCAGACCCGGAAGUCCAGAGACGAUCUGGGGAAGCUGAUGAAGGACCUGGACAGCCUGCAGAGGGCGGAGCAAAGCCUGCUCGACCUGCAGGAGAAGCUGCAGCAGGCUCAAGAGGAGCAGCGCUGCGUCCAGGUGGAGAAGGUGAAGGUGGAGGAGGAGCUGAGGAACGAGAUCAACUCGGCCAAGGAGGAAGCUCUGCGGCUUCGUGAGCUGCGAGAGGGAAACGAGAACGAGCGGAGCCGGCAGAAAUAUGCCGAGGAGGAGCUGGAGCAGGUCCGCAAGGUGCUGAAAAAGGCAGAGCGGGAGCUGGAGUCGCGAGCCCGCUGGACGCCUCCGGAGGCGCUGCAGAAGUGGCUGCAGCUGACGCACGAAAUCGAAGUUCAGUAUUACAACAUCAAGAAACAGAGUGCCGAGCGGCAGCUGCUACAGGCCAGAGAGGGGGCAGAGAAGAUCAAGAAGAAGAGGAGUUCUCUGUUCGGCACGUUUCACGUGGCUCACAGCUCCUCGCUGGAUGACGUUGACCACAAGAUCCUCUCCGCCAAACAGGCACUGGCUGAGGUGACGGCGGCGCUGCGGGAGAAGCUGCACCGCUGGCAGCAGAUCGAGUCUCUGACGGGCUUCUGUUUGGUCACCAAUCCAGGCCUCGGUGCGCUAGCCACCGCCCUCAACCUGGACCCGUCCUUCCUCGGGCUGCGACCUCCGACCCCUCAGCACCUUCUCCUUUCUGAUGACCUCGAUGACAUGGACGAGGACAUCCUGUCUCCGGGGACGCUGCAGUACGCAGCGUGGCAGAUGGACCGGCGAGUCAGCGACCUCUGGCCCCUGAGUGGCAUCGCAGACACCCAGUCAGCGUGGAAACAAUCCGCUCAGAGUGUGAUGCCCCUGCGACAGAGGAUCGGAGACCCCGCCCUGAACACUUUCAGCUCUCAGAGGGACAUCAUGAACCGCUCAGACUCUGACUCCGCCCUCCCGCUGUCUCACGGUGACCCCCGAGGUCAGCACAGCUCAAAGUCCUUCCUCCUGACGUCCAGACUCCACCCACUGCAGGACCCGGGCUCCAGGCUGGGUAUGGGAGGUGGAGGAGGAGGUCUGGAGAAGAGUUCCAGCCUCGGGGAGCUGAGGGGCAUCUCUGCUUCCGUCCUCGCCUCCGCCUGCUCCACUCGCUCCCUCUGCAUCCCGUCGGACGCUACAGACGGAACCGCUGUCUUCUCGUCGUCCACCUCUUCCAGCUCGUCAGGCAGUGCCCGGGGGGCGGGGCUCCAGGUUCCCACCAGAAAGGGCGGAAAGGAGGAAGAUGCCGGCGAGGACAGCGAGUCGUCCGGCAGCCGCAGGAGAAACGCCUUUAACAAGCUCUUCAAGAAGAAACAUGGACGCCACUGAGCAUCACGCCAAACCUUCACCUGCUCACAGGAAACCAAACGCUUUACGCUGCUGCCGGUUUACCUCGUUUGAUCGUCUCUCCACAUGAGAGCGAAGAUCAGACCUCACAUACCACCAAAGAAAAGACGAGGAGGACCGAGGAGCCGAAACAAGGACGACCAGACCAACCAUCAGCCCCAGUCCAGCAAACUAACACGAACAUCGGCUCCCUGAGUAUUUAAAUACUGUUGUAGUGGUACUUUUACUGCAGGGAAGGAGGGAAAUACUUCACUGCAGGAACUGCAUCAUGUGUAAAAAGCUGUUUUUGAGUUGAUGACAUUAUUGUGUGCAGCAGUUUUCACGAUGUUACCAAAGAAAUAUCACGGUUUUGUUUUUUCCUAUAAAAGUGCCUCAGAAGUCCAAAAUCUGCUGUGAGGCAGACUGUGGUUUGUAAGUGAUGAAGAUGCCCCAGAGCACUGCAGUGACUGAGCCUCACCUGUACGGAGGCCUGAAGCUGCCAGACUAAACAGAGUCAUGUAAACAGCUCAGUAAAUAGAAUAUUUCUGCCUUUAAAUGUACCAAAAAUAAUAAA
This is a messenger RNA of Pelmatolapia mariae (spotted tilapia), 2810 nucleotides long. RefSeq names its product stromal interaction molecule 1-like. The transcript has 14 exons. Gene Ontology annotation, biological process: intracellular calcium ion homeostasis; activation of store-operated calcium channel activity; store-operated calcium entry. Bases 161 to 2239 code for a protein of 692 amino acids. Lineage: Eukaryota; Metazoa; Chordata; Actinopteri; Cichliformes; Cichlidae. Gene Ontology annotation, cellular component: plasma membrane; endoplasmic reticulum. Gene Ontology annotation, molecular function: calcium ion binding; calcium channel regulator activity; protein binding. The record is from RefSeq and is a predicted model, not a curated record.